Saccoglossus kowalevskii is the source of this 1803-nucleotide messenger RNA. RefSeq names its product BBSome complex assembly protein BBS10-like. Gene Ontology annotation, molecular function: ATP binding; ATP-dependent protein folding chaperone. NCBI's taxonomy places the organism in Eukaryota, Metazoa, Hemichordata, Enteropneusta, Harrimaniidae. Gene Ontology annotation, biological process: chaperone-mediated protein complex assembly. The record is from RefSeq and is a predicted model, not a curated record.
UUGAUAAGUAACAUGCUUGCUUGUAGAGCUUGCAAAACUGGUCAAUUUUAACGAGUUUUGUAGCUAGCUCCCUAAAUUAACAGCAUUAGGGAGUUAAGCAUGGAACCAGUGGAUCUCUCCACUUGUGUCGCAAUAAGCAGUAGCUUGGAACAAAUUCUUAAAGGCUCAUUUGGACCAAAUGCUUUGCAGUGUAUGAUCACUUCUGCGAGCGGCAACAUCUUGAUAUCAAGCGAUGGCGCUACGAUUCUGAAAUCAUUACAUCUGUCGCAUCCCGUAGGCAGGAUAGUUAUCAAUAGCGUUUUGGCGCACUGCAAACUGACUGGUAGUGGUGCAAAGACUUUUAUACUGAUUGUCACUGAAGCACUACGGUGUAUGCGGUGUUACUGUAGUCAGAAUCUGCUGAAAUUAUCACAGGCAUUUUACGAGAUCCAGACAAGGAUUUUACCGAAUAGCAUAAUUCCACAACUCAUGGAAAAUUCUACGUUGAUUGAGAUUAAAAAUAGAUCAGACAUGAAAAAGGCUUGUAUUAAUAUCGUACGGACGUCAAUGAAUGGAAAGCUCAAUCAAGGUGCUUUGGAGAUACUUGCAUCGUUAACUACAGAUCUUAUUUUCAAAAACUGCAAGAAUACAAUGAAUUUACACAAAAAUGUUCUUGAACUGAUUGACAAUUUUGAUAAUUUUUGUGUUAAAGCUGUCGGUCUGCCAAAAUGUGAAUCCCGGAUUGUUCCAGGAAUGCUCCUGGAACGAGAGUUUCUGGUGCAGUCUGAUGUAGCUAAAUCACUUGAUGAAAGUCAUAAGUUUAUCAUCAUGGAUUGUAUCCUUGGUGAUGAAAAACCUGAAUCUCAAGCGACUUUUUCCUUUAAACAUGACGAAGAUUUCCAGAAUGCCUAUAGACAUCAGAGUUCAUCGGUUCAAACAUUUCUUCAUCAUUGUAAAAGGAAUAAUGUUCAACUUAUAAUUUCUACAAACCGUGUAUCUGAGAUGGCAUCUUUCUUCUGUAAGACAUUUGGAAUUUCUGUAAUACACUUCGUUGCCAUGGAAGCAGCUUCUCACCUUGCCAGAUUGUCUCGUAUUCAUAUGAUUCAUAGUAUUGAGGAAUUAUUAUCCGGUGACAAUAUCGGUGAUGCCAAAUACUGUAGAUUAUUCAGCCUAGGCUCUAAGAGGUACAUACAUAUUUGUUUGGAAGGAAAUAAUGGUGACGUCCACCAGGCUAUAGUGUGCGCUCCAAUACAAGGUUUAUGUAAUCAGUAUUAUAUGGCAGUGUUAAGCAGUGUGAAAACAAUCAGAAUGUGGCUGGACGGCAAAACCGUACCAUUGUCCUCUGAUCAGUUGCAUCAACCAACAAAUAUAUCUGAUACAGUGUCGCGGAAUUGUUACAAUACGGCUGCAUGUAUCGCAGGAGGUGGAUAUACUGAAUUGUUACUACAUAAAAUUUUCACAGAAUACUCUGCGACUGUAUCCAAUACACUGAUCAAACAGGCUUGUAUGAUACUGAGUAAAGCACUGCUUUAUAUACCUAUGACUUUACAUGAAAACAGUAAUUCAAUCAAAUCUCGGCACAAUUCAUUUUUACGCUUGUUACCAGAAAUCGAAUCAAAGCUACGAUCUCGUAGAGUGGUUGGAAUUGAUACUAUGUCUGGAGAGUUGUGGGAUAAUAAAGACACGAUUAUCGUAGAACCAAUUGUUAGCAAAUAUCUACUGCUAAAUAAUGUGUUAUUGUUAUUACAGCAGCUACUUAGACUUAAUGUUAUUGUAGGUGUAACUAAAAUACCAGACACAGAUUCAGACCAAUCAGAUGAUUAA